AUGUCAAGUUCAAAGGAAGAAAGGCAAAAGAGAGCCUUAGCGGUUCGAAACUGUGUAAGGUUAUACUUGGUAAGUAUGUCCUUACUUACAACUCUAAAACAUGCAGAAGUCUUCGGCGCUUGGAAAACCAAUGCCAGCGCAAAGUUGUCUGACCUUGAGUCAGCAAUAACCAAGCGCCUGAAAAGGUCGCUGGACAGCUAUGUUAAACGGAAAAACAAGUCACAAGUUAACCGCUGAGGCUCUCUUUUGCCUUUCUUCCUUUGAAAUUGACGCGCAAGCUUAUUUCGUCGUCAAAGACAGCGAAGCAUAUUCGCUUGACGAAUUCGUCCGUAUUAUGCCCUCCAAGGCAUGUCAGGAACGAAGUCUAACGCAAUAGGGUGUGAUUAAUUGGGUUGCAUACCAGCUGGUUUCUAAACCCGUUGUCCAGUAAUUGGACAUUCAAAUCGCGAAACUCAGCACCAGAACGUAUUUGGUGGUCGAGUGGGUUCCUCGGCAGCUGAGAAGCUACCUGUCCCGAAGUUUGUGCCUGCUGUAGAAUCAUCGAUUCCAACAGCCGCUGACGGCCGAGUAACUUGCGAACAGUCUCCACCAGAAUGUCUAGUUUCAUUGACUGUUCACGCAUGUGUUUGCACAUGAGCAGCAGGAUAUCUUCCAACGCAUUGGCUUUCGGCACUGUGGUUAACGUGUCGUCACCGAGGGGGAUGGUGUCGAAAGAAUCAUUGGCGCCCUCCUGCGACUCCUUAAAGGUAUAACAGCGUUAUUUUCCAUAACUUACUGGCGAUGGUAUGCCUUCACCUUUAAGCAAGUAGAGCGCCUCAUCAAUCGUGGGCCUCCUUUGUCUGCCCGACAGUUGACGUGCAGGUAGUUUUCUCAUGAUAAUAUCUACUAACUUACAGAAUGCAUGGACAUCCGACGGUUUUCCAGUACCACAAUAAAUGCCAACUGCAAAAAUGCUACUGACAAAGGGCCUCGAAAGUCUCCCUAAGAUUGGCCAUAUUUCGGUGUUUGAUUUUCGAUAUACUGGAAGACCAUCGAUAGCCAACUGAAUUUCUAUAUCGCAAGCUGAGUUAACUGUAUUCUUACUUAUAAGCCUACGUAGUUGCCUUUCCAAGCCGACGUGCACAUACUCACCGCUACCCAUUGGGGCAGCCUGUAGAACAUGGGCCGCACCCGAGAGUGUUUUUGGGUCUGCCGGCAGUUCGGGCACAAUCGGCUUAGAAAUAGCCAACAGGGCUCGUAUGGGAGCGUGCGCAAUGUUGAACUCCAGCGCUCAUUCACGUAAUCGUUUGACGUAUAAGUCGCCCGCGGGCGGCCCGACAAAGGAGGUCUGCGAUUGAUGAGGCGAUCUACCUACUGGAAGGUGAAGGCAUUUCAUCGCGAGUAAGUUAGGAAAAAUAACGCUAUCAUACCUUUCAGGAGCCGCAGGAGGGCGCCAAUGAUUCUUUCGACACCAUCCCCCUCGGUGACGACACGUUAACCACAGUGCCGAAAGCCAAUGGGCAGGAAGAUAUCCUGCUACUCAUGUGCAAACACAUGCGUGAACAGUCAAUGAAACUAGACAUUCUGGUGGAGACUGUUCGCAAAUUACUCGGCCGUCAGCGGCUGUUAGAAUCAAUGAUUCAACAGCAUGCUAAAACCUCGGGACCGGUAGCUUCUCAGCUGCCGAGGAACCCACUCGACCACCACUUACGGUCUGCAGCCGAAUUUCGUCAUUUGAAUGUCCAAUUACUGGACAAGAGCUUCCGACAGGAGCUGGUAAGCCACCAUAUUGAUCACACCCUAUUGCGUUAGACCUCCUUCCUAACAUACCUUGGUGGGCAGAAUAUUGACGAAUUCGUCAAGCGAAUUUUCUUCGCAGUCUUCGACGAUGAGAUCAGCCUUUACGUCAAUUUCAAAGGCAGAAAGACGAAAGAGAGCCUCUGCGGUUCUAAACUGUAUGAGGUUAUACUUGGUAGGUCUGCCGUUACUUACAACUAUACAACAUGCAGAAGUCUUCGGAGCGUGGAAUACCGAUUCCACCGUACAGCUGUCUGACCUUGAGUUAGCACUUACCAAGCGGCUGAAGAGGUCGCUCGACAGUUGUGUCCAGCGGCGGAAUAAGUCACAACUGGCGUCCAAUGACAGUGGUAAAUUAAUUGUAGUUUUCCAGUAAUGGAUUUUAAUUUCUAGACAAUAUACCCGGAUCAUCUACUGAUUCCUCGCCUGAUUUACCUAUGUGA
Messenger RNA from Spirometra erinaceieuropaei, 2219 nucleotides. The record is from the annotation of a GenBank genome assembly. NCBI's taxonomy places the organism in Eukaryota, Metazoa, Platyhelminthes, Cestoda, Diphyllobothriidea, Diphyllobothriidae.